GGGCUGACGCGCCCCAACCUCUUCGACCUGCGCCCUCGGCCCAAGCUCAAGCAGCAGUGGUCGAUGGACGAGACGCGCGCCGCGGCGCAGCGCGACCUGGCCGCCGCCGCCGCCAUGAAGCCCGCCGAGAAGCGGCGCCGCUUCUUCAUGCGCAAGCAGACCAACUCGGCGCCCGACUCCUUCGACGGCGUCACCGGCCACAUCCCGCCGCCCAAGCCCAAGGAGCACCACUCCGUCAGCUUCUGCUUGGGCAACGUGCGCAAAUGUCGGGGAUCCGACAGCUCCAUCCAGCCGCCCGUGCUGCCCACCAUCAGUGUCUUUGGACUGGGAGUAGAUGUGGGAUUUAAUAUUCAGCAGUUUGAUACUAUUGCAAUUACGUAUGUCGUUGCGUUUCAUGGAAACAGUUCAUCAAAUUACUUUCGUGAAGAUUACGAUGUUUCUUAUAUGUGA
This is a messenger RNA of Gryllus bimaculatus (two-spotted cricket), 450 nucleotides long. NCBI's taxonomy places the organism in Eukaryota, Metazoa, Arthropoda, Insecta, Orthoptera, Gryllidae. The record is from the annotation of a GenBank genome assembly.